CACACACACACACCUGGUCGUUUCUGGCAAGUUCUGUCCGGCGCCAUAUAAGAAACCCCGCUUCACUCCCAAUUGUCAGUCCUCCCGAUUUCGCCACUAUGGGAAAGGAUUACUACACAAUACUCGAUGUCCCAAAGACUGCCACCGAAGAUGAUAUCAAAAAAGCUUACAAGAAACAAGCUCUCAAGUGGCACCCAGACCGCAACUCCGGGAACACAAAAGCUGCCGAGAAGUUCAAAGAGGUUGGCGAGGCAUAUGAAGUCCUUUCAGAUUCCAAUAAACGCGCUGUCUACGAUCAAUUUGGCGAAGAAGGACUAAAGCAUGGGGCUCCUUCACCGAAUGGGGCUGGGGGUUCAGGAGGCUUCCCUGGGGGAUUUCCAGGUGGAUUUGGAGGUUUCCCUGGCGGCGGCACUUUCACCUUCACUUCAUCUGGCCCAUCAGCCGCUCGGGGAGGUUUCAAACCAUCUGAUCCGAAUGACAUCUUCGCGGAAUUCUUCCAAAACUUCACUGGGAUGGGGGGGCACAGCUCAUUAUUCGAUAUGGAUGUAGAUGAUGCGCCAGGCUCACCCUUCGGGAUGUUCGGACCCCGCGGUGGCCGCUCAUCACCGCGUGCUCGUCGGCCUAGCGAACGACGGCACACCGCUAGUUCGGCCAACUUCCCUGGUUCCGACUCGACUAAAGCUCCAGAUGUUGUGCGGCCACUAAAGGUACCACUCGAGGAUUUAGUUACUGGAACGAAGAAAACGUUAAAGAUAAACAGAAAACUGAACGAUGGGACCACCCAGGAGAAGGUGGUCGAUAUAGACAUACAACCCGGUUGGAAAGAAGGCACUAAAGUCCGCUUCAGUGGUAUCGGGAAUGAGCGCGACGAUGGCCUGGAUCCGCCAGACAUGGUGUUCGUGAUCGAGGAGAUACUGCAUCCAGUGUUUAAACGCGAAGGAGAUAUACUCGUCGCUAACUACCAUGUCCCACUAGGCGACGCACUUACUAGCUCCGGUCAGACGCGCAGUAUUACGGGUCUCGAUGGGAAGAAAGUGACGUGGUCAUUGCCCAAUACAGUCAUUAUGCCUGGAACAGAGCACAAAAUUCCUGGGCAAGGCUGGCCGAUACGGAAGGAAGGUACGGCAAGAGGAAAAGGGGAUUUGAUCAUCAGAUAUAUUGUUGACUUCCCUGAGAGACUGACGCCUUCACAAAAAGAAGGCAUCCGGAAAUUGCUGCCGUAGAUACCCCACCUUAAUUGUCAUCGUUGCCAUUUAAGUUAUUGCACGAUUUCUACUUCACAAUUAUUUCGAUUCGUUUUCCACGAUUACUCGCUAGUAUCACUAUCAAUAAACAUGUUGGAUCUCCCCACACCGCGGCGUUCAGAACAACUAGCUAUCCCUUGCAAAGGCCUUGGUUUCCUGAUAG
Cantharellus anzutake is the source of this 1407-nucleotide messenger RNA. RefSeq lists its product as uncharacterized. The transcript is spliced from 8 exons. Gene Ontology annotation, molecular function: protein-folding chaperone binding. Gene Ontology annotation, biological process: translational initiation. Gene Ontology annotation, cellular component: cytosol. The record is from RefSeq and is a predicted model, not a curated record. NCBI's taxonomy places the organism in Eukaryota, Fungi, Basidiomycota, Agaricomycetes, Cantharellales, Hydnaceae. The coding region runs from base 99 to 1223 and encodes 374 amino acids.